GCCGGACUGAGGCACAAAGAGGAAACGCAAACGCUCUAUUUCCGCUGCAGCAGCCAGAACGGGUACAUCAAAAAAGAAAGGAAAAUGUGGAUAGUGAGGACGAACUGAGGCCGGAGGAGACACGUCGAACUUCAACUACUCCUUUCACAAGGCCACGUUACUGGGCAGUUGGGAUUAUUUAAACUGUCCAUCCGAGUAUUUUACCAUAUUACGGGUCGUUUCGAAGUUAAUCCGUCCACCUCGUUCUGUGGUAGUUUGUUUUGAGGAAGCAGCGCGGCUAGCCAGCUCAAUUAGCCUACCAGAGAUGGGGACGAGAACGAGUCGCCUACACGAAGACACGGUUUCCUCAGCUUUCGGGAAAGAUGGGACAAAGCGGGAUUCCUGUCGGCGACAUCGCUGCACGAGGCCCACCAGCCUCGUUGUCGACUUUUCGGUGAGCUUCGAUGACACUGAGGCUAACCGAAGCCGAUCGGAGGAGGGUAGUGACUCGGACCCGGGGCAGCUCGGAGCGAGCGCGGACGGCAGCCCUGCUGACCACCACAGCAUCCCCUCUAGCAUUGGCCAGGCGUCACCCGGGGACGACGACAACAGCGAGGGGAAACCCGAGGAAGACGGCAAUGUUAGUCCAGAGGCUCCCGUCGACGCAGAACACCAGCAGGUUGAGGAGACAGGCCGCACACCACACCGCACCUUUUCCGAGCGGCUGCCCGGGAAUCGGCACUCUGCCACCCGUGUUGGCGCAAGGUCCGCCCGUGUUCGAAGCACACACCAGCGGCCGGUGUCAGAGGCUUGGAUCGGCCUUUACCGUUUGAACAAUCGCCACGGCAAUAUCCGCUGUCCUUUCUGCUCAAAGCCUUUCCCGGGGGGUCGGAUUGAGGAUCACCUGUUGAGUUGCCUCACAUCUCCUCCUCUACCUUACAACACGGAUGUGCUCAGUAAAGACAGUGGAGAGUGUUCCAUCUGUUUGGAGGAUUUGGUACAGGGAGAGACCAUCGCCAGACUGGCCUGCCUUUGCGUCUACCACAAGAGCUGCAUUGAUUCCUGGUCAAAGGUGAAGCCUUGCUGCCCUGAACAUCCCUUUGAUUGACUCAUGGGGUCACAUGUAUUCCACGCCGUGACCAACCUGACUCAGGAGACUACACUGAAUCCGAAAAAUCCCCAAUAAAAAAUGUGUAAUUGAA
Pundamilia nyererei is the source of this 1181-nucleotide messenger RNA. RefSeq names its product E3 ubiquitin-protein ligase znrf1. Gene Ontology annotation, biological process: protein K48-linked ubiquitination; proteasome-mediated ubiquitin-dependent protein catabolic process. Bases 305 to 1087 code for a protein of 260 amino acids. Gene Ontology annotation, cellular component: membrane; cytoplasm; intracellular membrane-bounded organelle. The record is from RefSeq and is a predicted model, not a curated record. The transcript has 5 exons. NCBI's taxonomy places the organism in Eukaryota, Metazoa, Chordata, Actinopteri, Cichliformes, Cichlidae. Gene Ontology annotation, molecular function: ubiquitin protein ligase activity.